AUGGCGGCGAGCAAUGACAAUAAAAUUUUCACACUUCCCUAUAGGAGCAAACUAACAGAAAAAAUUGAACCAGGACAAACACUGAUGAUUAAAGGGCGACCGAGUGAUGAUGCCAAAAGAUUUGCCAUCAAUCUUCAUAGAGACACACCAGAUUUCAGCGGAAAUGAUGUUCCAUUGCAUAUCAAUAUUCGAUUUGAUGAAAAUAAAAUCGUGUUCAAUUCAUUUACGAAAGGAGCGUGGGGCAAAGAGGAGCGUCAAAAAAAUCCAUUAAAAAAGAAAUUUCCCUUUGAUAUUCGGAUUCGAGCUCAUGACAACAAAUUCGUAAUAUAUGUGGAUCGGAAAGAAGUAAAAGAAUUCGAGCAUCGUGUUCCAUUACAAUGGGUUACCCAUCUUUCAAUUGAAGGAGACGCACAAAUCAAUCACGUACAGUGGGGAGGAAAAUAUUAUGUGAGCAACUCUUCCUUUAGUCUUUAUUUUCUUCGAUCCUUCGAAGAUCAAAAGAAUGGCGACAAUCGGCCAGUCCCAUAUGAAUCUGGAAUUGCUGGUGAUGGUCUUACGCCUGGGAAAGCUCUACUUAUUUAUGGCAUUCCAGAAAAGAAAGCCAAGCGUUUUAAUCUGAACCUUCUCAAGAAGAAUGGCGAUAUAGCUUUACAUCUUAAUCCACGCUUUGAUGAGAAGGCGCGAACGAAAAAAUUUAUUUGUGCUUGUGGGAAGGCUGGAAAUAUUAUUCGUAAUUCCUUGCUUAGUGGUCAGUGGGGCAAGGAAGAAUAUGAAGGAAUGAAUCCUUUUGCUAGGGCCAGCAUUUUUGACCUCGAGCUGAAGAACGAACAACAUGCUUUCCAGAUUCUCGUCAAUGGGAAACAUUUCGCCUCAUAUGCACAUCGCACUGAUCCGAACGAAAUCGUAGGCCUUCAAAUUCAAGGUGAUGUUGAAAUUACUGGAAUUCAAAUCGUGUAA
This is a messenger RNA of Dracunculus medinensis (Guinea worm), 957 nucleotides long. The record is from the annotation of a GenBank genome assembly. NCBI's taxonomy places the organism in Eukaryota, Metazoa, Nematoda, Chromadorea, Rhabditida, Dracunculidae.